CUCAGCGACAAUGGCACCAAAUUCAGCAGUCAUCGGCCGGCGCGUUAUGGUCGCAAAUUACACUGCAAUAACCGCCCGGCUGAAGCUGUCAGCCCGCAGAGCACACAGCAAUAAUGGGGUCUCGACUCAGCAAUGCGAGAGGCCCUGCGCCUGUCCGUUCAUCUCAAAAAUACGACCGCCACAAACUACUUUUUAAGACAAACCUGCCGCUCUAGGACUAGCACCAGGGGGGCGGCUGCUGUGAAUGGCCGUUCUCCGGCAGGAUCGCUGGGUUCCUGCGUUAGCGGACGCAGUGCGAAGACCACUCGCAUGCACCGAAAUCCGUUUGCCCCUGCCGCCCGCUGCAUGCUCUCCUUUCAGUGGCCAACUGUUUCCGGACCGCGCUACCGUGCCCGCAAUCUCCUGACUGCACAUAAGUACUCCCUCACUUCUCGCUGUCCUUCUUUCCUCACUUCACUCAAGCCAAUCUACGAGCUCAAGUCCUUUGACCACCCGGUCGUCCAUUCGUUGCACCUAACUAAUACUAUCAUUAAUAAUACCCACCGCCCUCCAACACUCUUCGAACUUUUCCAUUUCAAGUUCUAUACCCUAAUCAGUCAAAAUGCGCGCCUUCAUUGCUGCUGCUAUCGUCUCCGCCGCCGCUGCGGCCCCCGGCUACGCGCCAUACGGCUACGCUCCGGAGUCUUCGUCUACCCCGGCGUACACCCCUCCCGCCUAUACGCCGGCCCCGAGCUCGACUCCUGCCUACACUCCUCCGGCUUAUACCCCUAGCCCUCCCGCCUACACUCCGGAGGAGAGCUCUACCCCAGCUUACACUCCCCCGGCGUACACCCCGGCUGAGUCUAGCUCCUACCCCGUUGCUGAGUCUAGCACUCCUUGCCCCGAGUCUUCCAUCCCGGUCUACCCCACGGAGACUCCCUCUCCCUAUGUUCCCACUCCUCCGGAAGAGACUCCUUGCACUACCUCCACCACCAUCACGGUGACCAUGCCCUACCCAUCCGGCACUGGCUACCCGCCUGCUCCCUACCCGUCCGGCCCGGCUUCCUCGGCUCCCUACCCCAUUCCCUC
Messenger RNA from Trematosphaeria pertusa, 1068 nucleotides. RefSeq lists its product as uncharacterized. The transcript has a single exon. The record is from RefSeq and is a predicted model, not a curated record. Bases 133 to 771 code for a protein of 212 amino acids. Lineage: Eukaryota; Fungi; Ascomycota; Dothideomycetes; Pleosporales; Trematosphaeriaceae.